AUGGAGACGGCGGCAGGAGGCGCGCGCGAGGACGAAGUGGAGCUGCUGGGGUCGUGGAAGGGCGAGCUGUAUGAAGACGCCUUCGCCAAGCUCAGCGAGGCGGAUCUAGGCUACGCUGCCCACGCGGCAGCGAACUCCGUGGGACUCGAGCCGAGCCAGCGCCAGGAGCAACCGCCCCCCACUCAGCAGCGCCCCCGACACGACGCGACCGCCACGACGCAGCGCUUCAAGCGCAAGAACUUUAGCAAGACGCUGCAGCUCCUGAGUCUUCAGCGGUACGCGCAGUACGCGCGCGACUUCGGCCGCCUCCCGGACAAGAACGAGACGCAGCAGCUCCUGCAGCAGAGCUACCUGCAGUUCCUCAAAGAAGGGGGCGCGCCCGACGAGCCCCGACUCACGUACGCGGAGUUCCUGAAGCUUAUACGGAACCGACGACGAGAAAUUAACGUAAGGGCGCAGCGCCCGCAAAAGCAGAGCAAGGAGGGCCAGGUGACGCCCAGGAGGAUGGCGGUGCUCACCCCCGCGAAGAGGAAACUGCAGGAAGAGCACACCAAGAUCCGGGACCUUAUCGAGGUCAUUGACAGGACCAGAGAGCAGGCGGGACUGAUCCCAGACCCGCAGCAGAACCGGCGGCUUAGACCGCAACAGUCUGUCGUCGCGCAGGGCCACUCGCAGCAACAGCAGCACCAAACAGCGGUGGAGAUGGUGAUGGUGCCACCUCCGCCCAUGAUGGAGAGCUUGCCGCCCUUGCCACCGGAUCCUAUGGAGCAAAUUGAGGCUAUCUUACAGAUUCACCAGGAAACGCGAGAAGUGCAGCGAGAAAUUGUGGCGAGACUGCGAUCCAUCAGUCGUGUGAUGAAUCAGCACGAAGGCCACGGAGAGGAACCAUCCAGUGCUAGUGUAUGA
Phytophthora sojae is the source of this 906-nucleotide messenger RNA. RefSeq lists its product as hypothetical. Lineage: Eukaryota; Oomycota; Peronosporomycetes; Peronosporales; Peronosporaceae. Bases 1 to 906 code for a protein of 301 amino acids. The transcript has a single exon. The record is from RefSeq and is a predicted model, not a curated record.